AUGGCGGCGUCCGUGGCCUCCUUCGCGCAGGGCGAGCUCGGCCGCCGACUAGGCGCGCGCUCGGCCGCUCCUGAAGACGCAAGCAGCGAGCCCUCUGCCGCCGGUGCUGCAACUGCGAGGAACGAUCGAGGGGAUCGCAUUUGUGGAUUGGCCGCAUUCAAGAGGAUCAAGAAGAUCGGUGAGGGCGCUUACGGCACCGUGUUGAAGGCGCGCGACCGCCGCACCGGUGAGGUGGUCGCCAUCAAGUCCGCGCGCGACGGCAGCAGCGAGGCGGCGGCGGCGGCGCUGCUGCGGGAGGCCGCACUGCUCGCAGCUUGCGCCGGCAAUACCGCGGUAGUGGCGCUCCGGGAGGUGGUCCGGUCGGAGUCGGGCGGCCUGCACCUGGUGAUGGAUUUCGGCGGCCCGAGCCUCCACGACAUAAUCAGCGAGCGCCGUCGCCGCCAUGACCGCCCGUUCACCGAGUCGGAGGCGCGCCGCAUGAUGGCGCAGCUGCUGGCCGGCGUGGGGUCGAUGCACGCCCGCGGCAUCAUCCACCGCGACCUCAAGCCCGGCAAUGUGCUCGUCGGGGAGAACGACCGCCGGCUCAAGAUCUGCGACCUCGGCCUCGCCAGGUCCACGGCCGAGCCACCGCUGGACGUACAGCUUGAGGGCACGCUCGGUUACAUCGCGCCAGAAGCGCUCAUGUGCCAGAAGGACUGCGCCGAGCCCGUCGACAUUUGGGCUCUCGGCUGCAUAAUGGCCGAACUCGUCAGCGGGGAGAUGCUCUUCCAAGAAGACGACGAGUACACACAGCUAGCUAGCAUCGUCGUCCUCCUUGGGAUCCGUGACCAAGUGUCACAAAUGUCAUUGGGUGUGUCGGAGCAACCGAGCAAGCUCCGGGAGAAGGUGCCGGAGGAGCGGCUGUCGCCGGCGGGUUUUGACGUCCUGCGUGGUCUACUGGAAUACGACCCCAAGGACAGGCUCACCGCAGCAGUGGCACAGAUGAUGCCAUGGUUUGAAGACAAGCAAGACUUCAGGGUGCCUUAG
Messenger RNA from Panicum virgatum (switchgrass), 1026 nucleotides. RefSeq names its product putative cyclin-dependent kinase F-2. The transcript has a single exon. Bases 1 to 1026 code for a protein of 341 amino acids. Gene Ontology annotation, cellular component: nucleus; cytoplasm. Gene Ontology annotation, molecular function: MAP kinase activity; ATP binding. Lineage: Eukaryota; Viridiplantae; Streptophyta; Magnoliopsida; Poales; Poaceae. The record is from RefSeq and is a predicted model, not a curated record. Gene Ontology annotation, biological process: intracellular signal transduction; protein phosphorylation.